Messenger RNA from Prunus armeniaca (apricot), 570 nucleotides. The record is from the annotation of a GenBank genome assembly. NCBI's taxonomy places the organism in Eukaryota, Viridiplantae, Streptophyta, Magnoliopsida, Rosales, Rosaceae.
AUGGAUGCGUGCCACAUACUAUUGGGGAGACCUUGGCAAUUUGAUCGCAAGGCCACACAUGACGGAUACAAAAAUACAUAUACCUUCAUCAAAGAUGGUGCGAAGGUUAUUUUAGGCCCCUCCCAAUCCGAAUUUAAUGUCAAAUCCACGAAAAUUGGUGCUGGAAGCUUUCUAACCAAAGGAGAAUUCCUAAAAGAAGCGGAGGAGAGUGGCGAUAUGUACAUGUUGAUGGUGAAAGAGUCAAAUCCAGAUGAGCUUAAUUUUCCUAAAGAAUUAACACCUCUCUUGCAGGAAUUCAAUGAUGUUAUUCCUGAAGAAUUACCCGCUGGGCUACCUCCUAUGCGAGAUAUCCAGCAUUGCAUAGAUUUGAUUCCAGGUUCAACUCUCCCAAAUAAAGCUCAUUAUCGGAUGAGCCCAUUAGAGUACGAGGAGCUAAAUAGGCAAGUGACAGAAUUGUUGAAGAAAGGGGUUAUCCGAGAGAGCAUGAGCCCGUGUGCAGUACCUGCAUUGCUUGCGCCCAAAAAAGAUGGGGACUUGGCGUAUGUGCGUCGACAGUCGGGCAAUAAAUAA